Molecule: messenger RNA, 3511 nt
Organism: Octopus sinensis (East Asian common octopus)
Lineage: Eukaryota; Metazoa; Mollusca; Cephalopoda; Octopoda; Octopodidae
Product: rapamycin-insensitive companion of mTOR
Exons: 14
Coding region: 318-3344 (1008 amino acids)
Biological process (GO): TORC2 signaling; positive regulation of phosphatidylinositol 3-kinase/protein kinase B signal transduction
Cellular component (GO): TORC2 complex
Molecular function (GO): protein serine/threonine kinase activator activity
Source: RefSeq, a predicted model, not a curated record
UGGUCCGAUGGCACAAGUCAUUCAACGCGCGUUAUGUGAAAAUUGUCGAGGAGCUCCUGAACGAGGCCCUCACCACCUACGAACGGACAUACGAGGGUUCGUUUGCCAGGCGUACCAGUAAGAAGUGUCCACGUAAAGACGUCUACCUCCCUAUCCACUUAUAUGGACAAUUGACCCAACACAAACAGGGCUUUCAGCUACUCAAAUCUCAGGAUUGUAUCCAAGAAUAUUUCCGUUGUAUCAAGUACCAGGUGCUCAACACAGAUACUGAUCUAAUUCAGUUGAAAUCUGCUCUUUGGGCUGUGGGUCACAUUGGCAUGUCAACGUAUGGAAUCGUCUGGUUGAAGGAGGAAGGUCUGGUCACCGAAAUCAUCCGACUUGCUGAGGAGUGUGGCGUGUUCUCCGUGAGAGGGACCGCUUUCUACACCCUCGGCCUUCUGGCCUCCACCCGACAGGGGGCCAACAUUCUAGCACAGUAUGGCUGGGAGUCCACGUGGCGGAACCGUUCCGAUAAAUGGCCGAUCGUGGAGCACCACGAGCCAGUGGUCGAAGACGAUGAUGAUGACGGCGGAGGCGGUGGCAGUGGUGGUCGAAGCAGCAGGGCGGGGACGGGUCUCUCCCCCGAAACUCCUAGUGAUCAUCAGAACAUUAGUCUCUCGAGCGGGGGGACUCGGUCAGACAGUGAGGAGCUGUCGUCGUCGAUGGCGACAAACAACCUCCACCUCGGGCUCAGCGGGAUGCAGAGCAGUUUCGAGCGGUAUGGCUCGUCCGAGGAACGGGAUGACCAGCCACAGCAGCAGCCUAAAGAGUCUGCCCCAGGGGCGGUGGCAGGUGGUCGCAGCAGCUAUUCGAGGGGUGGCUUUAAGGCAUCCGGUGGCCACGGAGGCCUCGGAGUCAGAAGUGGGAGCAUGGAAGAAAGGGGAAAAGGAGGAGUUAGUAGUAGUGGAAGUGGCACCAAAGACGAUUCGGACAUCACGCUCCAUCGGGUCGGCAACAUCAGUCGCAGCUCGACGCUGCCGCCUCGGUCGAGCGGGUUCGAUCGGUCACAAGUGGGCGCAGGUCGUUUCUCUACGAAGAGCAAGUCGAUGCAUGGCUUUGUGAGGGAACGCGGGUUCCUGUCUCCCAUGAACCCGCCGCCCGGCACGGCGGCGCCGGCCGUCGACCGGGACCGCGACAGGUCGCCGACCAAGUCCCUCCACAUCAUGCUGUUCUCUUCGUCGCAGUCGGAGAGGUCGUCGAUUGACAAGGUCGAGGAAGAGAACUCCGACUCGCUGUCCGAAUGCCAGGAGACCGACCCGGCCGGCGACGAAGAGGAGGAGGAGGAGGAGGACGAGGAUCAGCAGCUGGGUGCCGGUCGGAACGACAACGACGACAACAACAACAACAAUAACAACAACAACAACAACCACCACAACAACAACAACAACCACCACAAUGACCACAACCACAACAAUCUCAACAACAACAACGGCGAUGCGAGCGGCAGUAGUGGUGGCGGCGGAGGGGGAAGCAUCGGCGGGGGUGGCUGGGGAGGGUGCCGUCCGUUUGAGAUUGGUGUCUACCGGACACGCGUGGGCAGCCUCCGCGAGCCACCCCAGAGCACAAGCGACAGCUCGAGGACCAGCAAGAGCCGGGCGGACAGCUUCAACACGGACUCGACAACGAGCGGCGUGAGCUCGUGCGGAGACGACUCAGCAGGCCUCGCCCCCCCGCCGCAACCGUUGACGGCCGGUGGCAGCGGCAGCGGCACCUGCUCCUCCGACCCCAUGUGCCGCAGUGGCGGCAGCCCGACGGCGUCCAGCGUCGCCCUCCUCGCCACCACGGACAGCAGCGACUCCUCCUCGGCUGCAGGCCACCACCACCACCACCACCACCACCACCACCACCACCUCCAGCACCAGUCGGCGCUGCCGGACACCGGCGGCAAGGACUACGUGCACCCGUCAUCGCAACAGCGCAAGCUGGUCAACCUGUCUCGUGUGCCCAGCAUGCGCCGUCACUGCGGCAGCCCGCCUUACGGCAUUAAGCCGUGCGUGCAGCUGCAGGGUCUUGAACACGUCGACAACCCGGUCUCCUACACGAGCACCCGAGACGCAGCUGGCCUUGCCACUCUGCGGCUCAUCCGACGCCAGCGGACGUCCAGCUCGGACGUCGACUCUGACUACGGCCUCAACAACCUGUACGGAGAGGACGAUGCAUUUAGCCGCACCUGCAGUAUUGGAUCGCAGAAAAGCGCAGAGGCCAUGAGUUUCCACGAAUCGAAGAAAGGUUCAAAGACACCGAAACGGCCGACCCUGAAACGCGUCCAGUCCGUCAGACUGGACAGCUUCAAAGAUCGGCAACAGCAGGAGGAGGACGAGAGAAUACUGCGUAACAUGAGUUCGUCCUCACUGCAGGACUUUGAGGUUCAACAUUCCAGUCCUUAUAGCACCAUGUCGAAAAGCGCCCAGACAAUACCAAGGCUUGGUUCUGUUCACGCAGAAUUUGUUGGUCUGUGUUUGCCGGUCGACAUAAACAUGUUAUUUGAGGUUGUUGAAGGUGAAGAUCGUCGCAGCAACUCCAUGUCAUCCACCCAUUCACCACCCACCGAUAGGAAAUCCACGACAAAACCCUCAGACUACAGUAAGAUGCCAAAACUGAGUGUGUCAGCGGGCUGUGACGAACCAGAACAACAUCUACCACAAAACUGCUUAAUGUGUUGUCACUUACAGAGACUGGACGGUGCGGCCAGCCAGACUGUGUCCAUCAACAUCACGGAUCUAGACAACAACAUCUCGUACCUGGACACUGUGUUACCGAUCUCAUCAGAACUGACCGGUUCUAGUCAGAAGGUUCUAGAAAGCAGCAGCAACAGUCCAACGCCAACCAUUGAACCAACACAGACACGCUUGAUCGAGGCCCGAAGCAACAGUCAUGACGCCUCCUGGGUCACCCCUAGCAGCAUAACCAGUAAUACAAGUACAGAGUCAGCAACCAAGAAGCUCACAGACGACAGCCCCUUCGGCAAGACCCAAAUCCGGAAAGAAAUCCUUAAGUUUGUCGUGAACCUGAGCAGUUCAGUUGGCUUGAAGAUGUCUGAACAAGGACUCUUGAGUUUAAAGCAGAAGUUCCCUAAGGCAUUCCAGGACCCGUGUUUCUACUCCGAUGUCUGUCAUUUACUCUCCAAUUACCUGUACGGAUUGUCGGCAAGACGGUUCAUUCAAGAGAUAUUUGACGAGCUUGACAUUACUAAGUUCCUGGAGAGACCACAGAUGAUCCUCGGCAUCAAAGAAUCUGAUUUCCAGCCCCAGAUGGAGCCAAUCCAACAGAAUAGCCUGGACAGUUUCUCCGAUAGCUUCGUAUAAAAUCUGUGACCCCCCAGAAUGAUAUUUGCACUUCAAUUUCUAUUUCGUCUUUCCUUUCAGAUUUCCUCUCCCGCCAACCAACCAACCCCCUUUUUUUUUUUUAAAACCCCUAUAUAUAUAUAUAUAUAAAUAUAAAUAUAUAUAAAUAAAUGAAUAAUAAUAAUAAU